Molecule: messenger RNA, 1737 nt
Organism: Arabis nemorensis
Lineage: Eukaryota; Viridiplantae; Streptophyta; Magnoliopsida; Brassicales; Brassicaceae
Source: the annotation of a GenBank genome assembly
AUGGCUUCGCGUCUUGGAGUUUCCGUACGCGCCGCUUUGGGUUCCUCUCGCGUACCUCACUUAGACGACGGAAGACGGCGUGAUUCCUCCUCCUCCUCUUUUCUCAAUUUCACGGCUAAUCGGAGAAAUCGAAGGGAGAGAAGUGGAUUGAGAGCUUCGAAUGAAGGAGGAGGAAUCGAAUCGUACCUUCACAUGUGGAAAAACGCUGUUGAUCGCGAGAAGAAGGAGAAAGCCUUCGAGAAAAUUGUCGAGAAUGUAGCCGUCGAUGUGGAGAAAGGCGAAGAAGAAGAUUUAGAGAAGAAAACCGAUGAGUUUCAGAAGAUCCUUGAGGUUUCCGUCGAGGAGAGAGAUCGGAUUCAGAGGAUGCAGGUCGUCGAUCGUGCUGCGGCUGCGAUCUCGGCGGCAAAAGCGAUUCUCGCCUCUAAAAAUUCCGGCGACGUGAAAGAGGGGUUUUCAGAUCAGGAGAAGAGUGACGGAAGCGAAGUCACCGACACUCAGAAAAAUGCGAAACAAGGAAUGUGGAGCAGAACAGUGUAUGUGCCUCGGACAGAAACAUCUGGGACUGAGACUCCAGGACCAGAUUUUUGGUCUUGGACUCCUCCUCAAGAUAGUGAAAUGAUGAGCUCCAAUGGGAAUGGGGAUUUGCAGGCUGCUUUCAAGGCUGAUGAGUUUCCAAUCAUGUCAAAUCCUGUAUUGGAGAAAGAACACUCAGCAGAUUCUCUUUCGAUACCUUACGAGAGUAUGCUCUCUACUGACAAACACAGCUUUGUUAUCCCGCCUUUUGAGUCUUUGAUCGAAGUUCGAAAAGAAGGGGAGACAAAACCCAGCUCCGAGAUAUCAUCGUCGGAACAUGACCUUGAGGUUAUAUCUUCAGCAAAUGCGGAAGAAGCGGCUCGUGUACUUGAUAGUUUGGAUGAGUCUUCAUCCCAUGGAGUUAGCGAGAACGGUUUGAAGUGGUGGAAGCAAACUGGUGUUGAGCAAAGACCUGAUGGUGUGGUUUGCAGGUGGACAAUGAUACGAGGGGUUACUGCUGAUGGUGUUGUUGAGUGGCAAGACAAGUAUUGGGAGGCUUCUGAUGAUUUUGGGUUCAAGGAACUUGGUUCAGAGAAAUCAGGACGUGAUGCAGAAGGAAACGUGUGGCGUGAGUUCUGGAAAGAGUCAAUGAUGCAGGAGAAUGGUAUCGUGCAUAUGGAGAAAACUGCAGACAAAUGGGGAAAGAGUGGGAAAGGUGAUGAAUGGCAAGAGAAGUGGUUUGAGCAUUAUGACGCUACCGGAAAAUCAGAAAAAUGGGCUCAUAAGUGGUGCAGCCUUGACCGCAACACACCACUUGAUGUAGGCCACGCUCAUGUCUGGCAUGAGAGGUGGGGAGAGAAGUAUGACGGGCAAGGCGGAAGCACAAAGUACACAGACAAGUGGGCGGAACGGUGGGUAGGGGACGGUUGGGACAAAUGGGGAGACAAAUGGGACGAAAACUUUAACCCGAGCGCUCAAGGAGUGAAACAAGGUGAGACUUGGUGGGAAGGAAAGCACGGUGAUAGAUGGAACCGGAGUUGGGGCGAAGGUCACAACGGUUCAGGAUGGGUUCAUAAAUACGGGAAAAGCAGCAGCGGAGAACACUGGGACACACAUGUGCCACAAGAGACUUGGUAUGAGAGGUUCCCUCACUUUGGCUUUUACCACUGUUUUGACAACUCUGUUCAGCUCCGAGCUGUUCGGAAGCCUUCUGAUAUGUCUUAG